This is a messenger RNA of Aureobasidium melanogenum CBS 110374, 1428 nucleotides long. Its product is annotated as homogentisate 1,2-dioxygenase. Gene Ontology annotation, molecular function: homogentisate 1,2-dioxygenase activity. The record is from RefSeq and is a predicted model, not a curated record. The transcript has 3 exons. Gene Ontology annotation, biological process: L-phenylalanine catabolic process. Lineage: Eukaryota; Fungi; Ascomycota; Dothideomycetes; Dothideales; Saccotheciaceae. Gene Ontology annotation, cellular component: cytoplasm. Bases 1 to 1428 code for a protein of 475 amino acids.
AUGCCAACCACGCAAUUUAGUGUCAAAGAAAAGUACCGCUAUCAGAAUGGUUUUGGUAGCUACCAUGAAACCGAAGCAGUAGAGGGUGCCUUGCCCGUAGGAACAAAUUCGCCCCAGAAGCCGCCAUAUGGACUUUACGCCGAGAAGCUGUCUGGCACGGCAUUCACUGCACCAAGACAUGAGAAUCAACAGUCUUGGUUAUACAGGAUUCUCCCAGCGUCAGCUCAUUCGAACUUUGAACCACGAGAACACGCUACCUUCAACACGAACCCGGAGAACCAACCAGGACAAAAGAUCCAUCAAAUCCCCAAUCAGCUCAGAUGGGAUCCCUUUGAUCUUGACGAGACGGUAGACUGGAUCCACGGCCUCCAUCUGGUCGCUGGAGCUGGCGAUCCAACCAUGAAGACGGGCGUUGGAAUCUACAUAUUCGCAGCUGGAAAAGACAUGGAUGCUCAUGAAGCUUUCUACAGCGCAGACGGCGACUUUUUGAUCGUUCCCCAGCAUGGAGUGCUGGACAUUAGGACCGAGCUUGGUAGACUGCUCGUGCGACCAAAUGAGAUCUGCGUCAUUCCCAGAGGUAUCAGGUAUCGCGUCGAACUUCCAGAAGGCCCGGUCCGAGGUUAUAUUCUUGAACUAUACCAAGGACACUUUGCGCUCCCAGAACUUGGGCCCAUUGGGUCCAACUGCCUGGCCAAUGCCAGAGACUUCCAGGCACCUGUGGCCGACUUCGACGAAGAUACGGAUUCGCAAUGGACACUGAUGGCCAAAUUUGCAGGUCACUUGUUUGCCGCUAAGCAGAGCCACACACCAUUCGACGUUGUAGCCUGGCAUGGCCUGUAUUAUCCCUACAAGUAUGACUUGGGUCGUUUCUGUACCAUUGGUUCAAUCAGCUUCGAUCACCCUGAUCCGUCCAUUUUCACCGUGCUCACGGCACAGAGUGAUCAUCCUGGUACAGCGGUUGCUGAUUUCGUUAUAUUCCCUCCCCGAUGGUUGGUUCAAGAGAAUACUUUCAGACCACCUUGGUACCACCGCAAUACAAUGAGCGAGUUCAUGGGGUUGAUCCAUGGACAGUACGAUGCAAAAACAGGAGGAGGCUUCCAGCCAGCAGGAGCAUCACUCCACAAUGUCAUGUCAGCCCAUGGACCAGAUGCCAGCACUCACGAAAAAGCAUCGAACGCCGAGCUGAAGCCAAUGAAGGUUGGAGAAGGAUCAAUGGCGUUCAUGUUUGAGAGUUGCUUCAUGGUGGGUGUAACGGAUUGGGGACUCAAGAAGUGCGCCAAAGUGCAGGAAGACUAUAAUGAGGAGAGUUGGACGCCGCUUAAAGCACACUUCAAGCGACCACAGAAGGCAGUAGGAGAGAUCAAGAACGGCGAUCACAGUGACCAAGGAGCGAUUGGAAGCACAAAGCAGGUUCCCCACUGGACGUGA